AGGUUACUGAUUGAUUAGUUUCAGUUUGCUACUUUUUCUAUGAGGCUGACUGGGGAUUCAAAAACUUUGCUUCCAACUAUUUUAAGGAACCGCCCUCAUCGCAAACGUCGCAAGCAACUUAGCACUCCUACUAAUCUUCGUAUUUUUAUUGGUGCACUUGGUUGUACCUUGUUCUUUUCUUGUUUGGCUUUACCUACAGAAAUCCGUGUAGCUGCCUUUGUCCUUUGCACAGUGGCUUUUGGAGGCUUCCUUUUUUCGUUAUUUCUUGCCAAGUGGGUUCUUAUGCAAGAGGAAGGAACCGAAGAUAUGCGUGUGGUUUCCGACGCUAUUCGUAUGGGAGCGGAUGGAUUUCUUAGGACACAAUACGGUACCAUUAUACAGUUGACAAUAUUUUGUAUGUUGCUUCUGUUUGUAAUAUAUUUGUUUCGGCAAGUACCUGAACACUCCCCAGUGGGUUCUUUGUCUUUGGCUUGCACAACAGCAAUAUCUUUCUUUAUGGGUGCAAUAUGCUCUGGAACUGCAGGUUUUGUUGGUAUGUGGGUUAGCGUCCGCUCCAAUGUUCGUGUUGCUUCUGCAGCUAGUAAAGAUUGUCAUCUUGCAAUCUCCAUAGCAUUAAGUGCAGGAGCGUUUUCUGCUAUUCUCGUUGUUAGUAUGUGUUUGCUGGGUAUUUUUAUACUCUUUACGUCUGUUUCGUUUAUAUUGAAAAUUCCAUUUUAUCGAAUACCGAUGCUUCUUGUUGGUUACGGUUUUGGUGCAUCAUUCGUAGCUCUGUUUGCACAACUGGGUGGUGGAAUUUACACAAAAGCAGCAGAUGUUGGAGCAGAUAUUAUUGGAAAAGUGGAAACAUCGAUCCCAGAAGAUGAUCCUAGGAAUCCUGCAGUUAUUGCAGACCUUGUUGGAGAUAAUGUGGGAGAUUGUGCGGGUAGAGGAAGUGAUUUGUUUGAAAGUAUUGCAGCUGAAAUCAUUUCAGCGAUGAUAAUUGGUGGAGUUUUAAUGGAACAAGCACAAGUUGGUGCAGGAUAUUUACUAUUUCCCUUAAGUGUCCACGCUAUGGAUCUGUUAGUCAGCUCGUUUGGAAUACUUUCUGUUCAGAGAGGUGAUAAUUGGGCUUAUUUGGUUUCCAUCUUGUCGAGACUGUCUUGUUAUUUUUACAGAGAUUUUUCUUCUGAGCACAAUGAGACUUUUGAAAAUGGCAAUUCCCAAACCUCUGAGAAUAAUCCUUUUGCCUUGUUGAUGAAAGGUUACCGAAUCAGCGCAAUUAUAAGUGGAAUUCUCAUUAUCUUUCUUUGUCGUUGUCUUCUUUAUCAUGAAGCAGCACCUCAUGCUUGCUGGUACUUUUGUUUGUGCGCAUUUAUUGGUUUGGGAACAGGUUAUAUUUUCAUAGCGAUAACACAUUAUUAUACAGACUGUAGUCAUAGUCCAGUGGUUUAUAUUGCCAAAUCAUCAAUGACUGGAGCCGGUACAAAUGUCAUUGCGGGAAUAUCAGUUGGACUACAGUCUACCUUACUUCCAGCAGUGACUAUAACUUUGGCAGUCCUCAUGUCAUAUCGUAUUGGCCAGGCUUCUGGACUUUAUGAUUCAAAUGGCGAACCAGUUGGUGGCUUAUUCGGAACGGCCGUUGCAACGAUGGGUAUGUUAAGCACUGCUGCAUAUAUUCUUUCGAUGGAUGUUUUUGGUCCUAUUGCGGAUAAUGCUGGUGGUAUCGUUGAAAUGAGCGCUUCUACAUCUGACGUCCGAAAUAUCACUGACCAACUUGAUGCUGUUGGAAAUACUACCAAGGCUAUCACGAAGGGUUAUGCGGUCGGCACUGCAGCAUUGGCUUCGUUUCUUUUGUUUACUGCAUUUCUUGAUGAAGUCAUGGAAUAUUCAGGGUUACCUUUAGAAAUAGUCGACAUUGCAGUACCUGAAGUAUUUUUUGCAGGCUUUAUAGGGGCAUCAUUGGUGUUCCUAUUCUCUGGGACGACCAUUCGGGCCGUUGGUUCUGCGGCUCAGGAUGUUGUAGCCGAAGUUCGGCGGCAAUUUACCAACUUUCCUGGAAUCAUGAAUGGAACACAGAAACCAGAUUAUCAAGCGUGUGUAUCUAUAGUAACUAAAGCUGCCUUGAGAGAAAUGCUGAUUCCAGGUACGGUCACCGUAUUGUCACCGGCUUUUGUUGGCUACCUGUUCAAAUUUGUCGGGACGCAUGAAGAUGAUCCAUUGAUUGGUGCAAAAUGUGUUGCAAGUUUCUUAAUGUUUUCUACAGCCACAGGUCUGUUGCUGGCAUUAUUUUUUAAUACAGGUGGAGGAGCAUUUGACAAUGCCAAAAAGUUAAUUGAACGUGGUUUCUACGGUGGAAAGGGUUCGGACACUCAUAAAGCCGCGGUAACGGGAGAUACUCUAGGCGAUCCUUUUAAAGACACCGCUGGGCCCUCAUUGCAUGUACUUAUCAAGCUGAUUUCAACUAUAGCACUUGUAUUGGCCCCAAGUUUUGUAAAAGGUGGAAAGACAUGACUUAUAACGAAAAUUUUUGAUGAAAUGGGG
Molecule: messenger RNA, 2520 nt
Organism: Galdieria sulphuraria
Lineage: Eukaryota; Rhodophyta; Bangiophyceae; Galdieriales; Galdieriaceae
Product: H+-translocating PPase (vacuolar)
Exons: 4
Coding region: 40-2490 (816 amino acids)
Biological process (GO): proton transmembrane transport
Cellular component (GO): membrane
Molecular function (GO): inorganic diphosphate phosphatase activity; diphosphate hydrolysis-driven proton transmembrane transporter activity
Source: RefSeq, a predicted model, not a curated record